This is a messenger RNA of Hypomesus transpacificus, 1786 nucleotides long. It is a transcript of the gene jmjd6, whose product is annotated as jumonji domain containing 6, arginine demethylase and lysine hydroxylase. Lineage: Eukaryota; Metazoa; Chordata; Actinopteri; Osmeriformes; Osmeridae. Bases 383 to 1588 code for a protein of 401 amino acids. The record is from RefSeq and is a predicted model, not a curated record. Gene Ontology annotation, biological process: phagocytosis. The transcript is spliced from 8 exons. Gene Ontology annotation, cellular component: nucleus; cytoplasm. Gene Ontology annotation, molecular function: histone H4R3 demethylase activity; P-TEFb complex binding.
AUUUGUGACCAAUACACUUGCGAUAUGUUCUCUGUAGGCGGAUGUUAAACCAUUAGCUAAGCAACCGAAGCAGGUCUGGUUAGUUUGUUAUCCCAACCUUAAAUUCCUUAUAACUGUGCUCUAAACACUACAUCCGUCAGACAACAGUACAGAUCCGACGUGUCGUAUUUUCUAACCACACUACGAGACCCUCUUCUGACUUUGCUUGGCAGAAGCGCUUGUUUAGCUAUCUAGCUAGCACCACCCCAUCUACUUCUACAUCAGCAGGCUACCACCAGCUAGCUACGCCAGCCUCGACUGGGCUAGUUAAUGUGUUUGCUCACAUUACCCAGUUUAGCUGUAUAGCUAACUCAGGACAACUCCCAUUUUUUUUUACGGAGGAAUGAACCAUAAGAGUAAGAAGAGGAUUAAAGAGGCGAAACGGAACGCCAGGCCCGAACUCAAGGACUCGUUAGACUGGAUCAAACAUGAUUAUCACGAAACUUUCGAUCUGUCUCACCGGACAGUGAAGGAUAAUGUGGAGCGUGUGGACACCCUUCGUCUCAGCCCGGAGGAGUUCAUCCAGCGCUUUGAGCGGCCCUACAAGCCUGUGGUGCUGCUUAACUGCCAGGACACCUGGCCGGCCCGUGAGAAAUGGUCCCUGGAGCGUCUCAAACGGAAGUACCGCAACCAGAAGUUCAAGUGCGGCGAGGACAACGAGGGCUACUCUGUGAAGAUGAAGAUGAAAUAUUACGUGGAGUACCUGGAGGGCACGCGUGACGACAGCCCGCUCUACAUCUUCGACAGCAGCUACGGUGACCACGCCAAGAGAGGCAAGCUCCUUGACGACUACCAGGUGCCCCUGUUCUUCAGAGACGACCUGUUCCAGUUCGCCGGGGAGAAACGCAGGCCUCCCUACAGGUGGUUUGUGAUGGGUCCCGCACGCUCAGGGACGGGGAUCCACAUCGACCCUCUGGGGACGAGUGCCUGGAAUGCCCUGGUGCAGGGCCACAAGCGCUGGUGCCUGUUCCCCACACACACACCCCGCGAGCUCAUCAAGGUGACGCGGGACGAUGGAGGGAACCAGCAGGAUGAAGCCAUCACCUGGUUCACCGUGGUGUACCCCCGCACGCAGCAGUCCACCUGGCCCGCUGAGUUCAGACCCCUGGAGAUCCUGCAGGGCCCUGGAGAGACGGUCUUUGUACCCGGAGGCUGGUGGCACGUGGUUCUAAACCUGGACACCACCAUCGCAGUCACACAGAACUUCGCCAGCGCCACCAACUUCCCCAUCGUGUGGCACAAGACUGUGCGCGGCAGGCCCAAACUGUCCCGCAAGUGGUACCGGAUCCUGAAGACAGAGAGACCAGACAUGGCUGCCCUGGCUGAUAAAGUGGACCUGCAGGAGUCCACGGGCAUCGCCUCCGACAGCUCCAGUGACUCUUCAUCCUCCUCCUCCUCUUCCUCCUCCGAAUCAGACUCUGAUGCUGGCUCUGAGGGAGACAUCAUGUCCCACAGGAGGAAGAAGAGGAGGACGUGCAGCGCUGUGACUAACGGGGAUGCCACCACACAGGACGACUGUGUCAGCAAGGAGCGCAGCUCCUCCCGGUGACCACGCCCCCGCAGAGCCACGCCCCCCGCAGAGACACCGCCUCCAGAGCCACGCCCCCUCAGAGCCAAGCCCCCCGCAGAGACACCGCCUCCAGAGCCACGCCCCCUCAGAGCCAAGCCCCCCGCAGAGACACCUCCUCCAGAGCCACGCCCCCUGCAGACACGCCCCCUCAGACACGCCCCCUGCAAACACGCCCCC